CGCGCAUCUCCACAGAGAGAGAAGAAAGCAUCCGCAGAGCUCGAGACGCUCGAGAGCGACCCUGGAAUCACGCCAUGAGCUCGCAUAGCGUGUAAUGUCGGUGAUGUUUUUGGUAGGAACCUGCCGUCGGCUGCUGUGACGUUGCGUGAGGAGCAUUACCAGCACCAUGAAGCUGCUGUUUGUGGUGACACUCUUAUGGCGCGAGGCGUUGUGCGGAUCUCCGAGCGUCCAGAUCGGUGGUUUAUUCCCCAGAGGUGCAGAUCAGGAGUAUAGUGCAUUCCGAGUUGGCAUGGUUCAGUUUGGGAUGGCAGACUUCAGACUGACUCCACAUAUAGAUAACUUGGAGGUGGCCAACAGCUUUGCUGUCACUAAUUGCUUUUGUUCCCAGUUCUCUCGGGGUGUGUAUGCCAUAUUUGGCUUCUACGACAAGAAGUCCGUAAACACCAUCACAUCCUUCUGUGAGACACUCCAUGUCUCCUUCAUCACACCAUCUUUCCCAGCAGAAGGAAUGAAUCAGUUUGUUCUCCAGAUGAGGCCAGACAUCAAGGGGCCACUGGUUUCAUUAGUGGAGUACUACAAAUGGGAGAAAUUUGCCUAUCUAUACGACAGUGACAGAGGUCUUUCUACUCUACAGGUUAUACUGGACACAGCAGCCGAGAAAAAAUGGGUUGUUACAGCAAUAAAUGUCGGAAACCUAAAAGAUGAAAGGAAAGACGAAGCCUACCGCUCCCUGUUUCAGGACCUUGAGAUCCGUAAAGAGCGACGCAUCAUCCUGGACUGUGAACAAGACAAAGUCAAAGACAUCAUGGAACAGGUUAUCACCAUAGGCAGACACGUAAAGGGAUAUCACUACAUCAUCGCCAACCUCGGUUUUGUAGAUGGUGACCUCUCUAAAAUCCAGUAUGGUGGAGCGAAUGUGUCUGGGUUUCAGAUAGUAGAUUUUGAUGAUCCUGUUGUGGCAAAGUUUGACCAACGAUGGGAGGCUCUGGAAGAGAAGGAAUAUCCUGGAGCUGAUACACGCAUCAGAUAUACCUCAGCCCUUACAUUUGAUGCUGUCCAUGUGAUGACUGAGGCGUUUCGCUUCCUCCAUAAGCAGAGAAUAGACAUGAGUCGUCGUGGCAACAAUGGGGACUGUCUGGCCAAUCCCGCAGUGCCCUGGGCACAAGGGGUGGAGAUUGAGCGUGCCCUAAAACAGGUGCGAGUGGAUGGGUUGACAGGGAACAUUCAAUUUGACCAGUAUGGGAAGAGAAUCAACUACUCAGUAACAGUAAUGGAGCUAAAGAACAACGGGCCAGUAAAGAUUGGCUACUGGAAUGAGGUGGAUAAGAUGGUGGUGACAAAGUCAGACCUUUACCCCAAUGAUACCAUGGGGAUGGAAAACAAGACUGUCAUUGUUACAACUAUACUGGAAGCCCCCUACGUGAUGUUGAAGAAAAAUGCUGAGUUGUUUCAAGACAAUGACCGUUAUGAAGGUAUGUAUUUAUACUGCAUUGUGCAUGUGCAUGUAGGUGUGUGUGAGUGUGUGUGUGUGUGUCUGACUGGAGAGAUCGCACCAUCACACAGUUUCACUCUGGGUUUGUCUUUCCAACAGAAAGCAGACAUUGCUGUUGCUCCCCUGACGAUCACUUUGGUUCGUGAAGAGGUGAUAGAUUUCUCCAAACCCUUCAUGUCUUUGGGGAUCUCCAUCAUGAUCAAAAAGCCACAGAAAUCCAAACCAGGAGUCUUCUCCUUUCUGGACCCACUGGCCUAUGAAAUCUGGAUGUGCAUUGUCUUUGCCUAUAUAGGAGUUAGUGUUGUACUCUUUCUGGUAUCCAGAUUCAGCCCCUACGAGUGGACACUAGAGGAGCCAGAGGAUGGAGCAUUGCCAUUAACAACUGAAUCCACCAAUGAGUUUGGGAUCUUUAACUCCCUUUGGUUCUCUUUGGGGGCUUUCAUGCGGCAAGGUUGUGACAUCUCACCAAGGUCUCUGUCAGGUCGUAUAGUAGGCGGUGUGUGGUGGUUUUUCACUCUGAUCAUCAUCUCAUCAUACACGGCCAACCUGGCUGCCUUUCUGACUGUGGAGAGGAUGGUUUCUCCCAUUGAGAGUGCUGAAGACCUGGCUAAACAGACAGAGAUAGCAUAUGGAACCCUGGACUCUGGAUCCACUAAGGAGUUCUUCAGGCGUUCAAAAAUCGCCUUGUUUGACAAGAUGUGGCAGUACAUGAAAUCAGCAGAACCGUCGGUCUUUGUCAAGAAAACAUCAGAAGGUGUUCUCCGUGUGAGGAAGUCCAAAGGGAAGUAUGCUUACCUGCUGGAGUCCACCAUGAAUGAAUACAUUGAGCAGAGGAAGCCCUGCGACACCAUGAAAGUGGGAGGAAACCUGGACUCCAAAGGCUACGGCAUCGCUACACCCAAAGGAUCCCCAUUAAGAGUGCCAGUAAACCUUGCCGUAUUGAAACUGAAUGAGCAAGGGACCCUAGACAAGAUGAAAAACAAGUGGUGGUACGAUAAAGGAGAAUGUGGCUUCAAGGACUCCACCAAUAAGGAGAAGACCAGUGCUCUGUCUCUUAGUAACGUAGCAGGUGUCUUCUACAUCCUGGUUGGAGGUCUGGGUCUAGCCAUGAUGGUAGCACUGGUAGAGUUCUGCUACAAGAGCCGUGCUGAAGCCAAAAAAAUGAAGGUUGCAGCCAACACCUUGUCGUCCCCCCAGCACACAGGAAACUACACACACACUCUGUCUUCUCCUCAACAUGCCCCCAACUUCAACCUGCUGUCCCCAAGCCACCAGCCAAACUACGCCACCUAUAAAGAAGGCUACAACGUUUACGGCAUUGAGAGCGUCAAGAUCUAACACGGAUGAAAUUCACAGAUGCAAUGCGCUCCAAAGCUCGUCUAUCCAUCACAGGAUCGACCAGUGAGAAUGGUCGUGUCCCGGUGGCUUACCUCCGUCCAGGAUUACCCAUGAGCCUCAGCAUGACUGACCUCUCCUGACCACACCCGAGUCAGUGCCUUACAGCCAGUCAAGACAUAUAUUCCUUCCCCUCUGAAAGAUUAUGGAAAUGCUUGUCAUCUCCUUCUGAGACAAAUUACCACUCACCAAAGCUGAUCUGCCCUGAUUUUCAAUCUGGAGUUUAGCCAAUCAUAACUCUCUGAGGACUCUUGAUCUCGCUCUUUAACAUAUAGCCUAGAAAGACUGGACAGAUGUUGUCCUCCCACCACUUGGCUGUCAGGCGUCAGCAAAGACCUGCCCACCUAUGGAGGAAAUCACUUGACCAUCAGCGAGUGAUGGCUGGUAUAUGUACAAUUUCAUGAAAAACAAGCACAGGGGACAGUUUUCUAAACAAACGUGCAUCAUUGCUAAGUACUUUUUUUUUUCCAUGGAGACUAAUCUUGUAUAGACAAUUAGGACAAAAGUGAUGCUGACAUUAACGCAAUAACAGCAUUAAUCAGGGAUGUGAUCAGGAAUCAUAGGCAUAAAAGCAGAAUCUCAACUAAAAUGAGUGCAAGUGCUAUGAAUAUAAACUAAUGUCCUGAAAAUCACGUCCAUGAAUUAUAGUAAUUGAUAUAGCAGAUAAUAUAAUGAUGUUAUUAUUCCUAAUUGUUUUCCUUAAUUCUGCCUGAAAAUCCCUUAUUAGUAGUCUUUUAGACCUGAGAAAUGCAUGGACUGACACACACACACACUAUCAGAACACAUGCGCCUUACACAGGGAUUGGCUAAAAACAAGAGUAUGUAUAUUGUCAACAAUUCUUUUGGGCAGUGCAUCCACAACUUGUGAGCAUUACCUCAUCCUUGCAUCAGUGUCAAGGCUCUGGAAUCAAAUUGUUAAGCUAAGUAUCAAUUUCGGAUCUGGAACAUGAGGAAUAUGAGAGUGGAGAGCACAAACAUCUACAGCUACAGCAGAACAUCUUUGUUUGGUAAAUAUUACCUGCUUAUUGUAUUACAUAACUGUAGAUUUAGUUAGUCUUUCUAUUACAAUCCUCAUUUUUUGCUAUAUCUACUAUUGUUAAUAGUUGUACAUGUGAGAAAUGCACUACCAUGUUGGCUGAAGUGAAAAAUGUGCUGUCGGGAAAUACAAAAGCAAAUUUUGCUUAUAAAGUGUUAUUCUGCUGUUGCCAAACGACUGUACAGUAAACCUGCACUGUCGUGCUGGAGUAUAUUACAUGCUUAUAAUACUACUUGUAGGCUGUUUUGGGAGAAAGAGCUGUGCUUGAAGCGGAUGACUGUAUAAAGAAAUCUGUGACAAGCUGAAAAAACAUGGGACCUUGUAUUCAGAUCAGAUGCCUGAGCUUUUGUCUCAAUGAGAUUCCUUUUAUGUGUUUACC
Molecule: messenger RNA, 4302 nt
Organism: Paralichthys olivaceus (Japanese flounder)
Lineage: Eukaryota; Metazoa; Chordata; Actinopteri; Pleuronectiformes; Paralichthyidae
Source: RefSeq, a predicted model, not a curated record